Peromyscus eremicus (cactus mouse) is the source of this 884-nucleotide messenger RNA. RefSeq names its product C-type lectin domain family 4 member A-like. The record is from RefSeq and is a predicted model, not a curated record. The transcript is spliced from 6 exons. The coding region runs from base 176 to 883 and encodes 235 amino acids. Lineage: Eukaryota; Metazoa; Chordata; Mammalia; Rodentia; Cricetidae.
UCGCAGGUCACGGGACUGGACCUCAUGCUGCAGGCUCAGGGCAGCUGUCUGCUGUUUCCUCUCAUCUCUAGCUGGUAUCGGGACAAUUGCUGCCACGUUUGUUUCUUGUUCAGGACCCGUUUUAAAGAAGGGAUGGCAUACUUCUUCUGAGGGCAGGGGAAGAUUUCUUCUCAACAUGUAUUCAGAAAACAUUUAUGUUAACACAAACUUCAAAAAUAAAUUCGAUUCCUCAGACCUCAAUGCAGACUCUCCUCCAGCUCCUCAAAAGAAGACCACGACUCAUGAAAGCUGUCACAGAUUCUCCAAGAUCCUCCUCACCUCAUUCACAGUCUAUUUCCUGCUGUUGACAACCUUAUUCUCUGUUGCUCUGAUCACUUUGUUUAAAAAAUAUUCUCAGCUUCUUGAUGAAAAAGCCAUCAUAAAAGAACUGAAUUACACAGAAUUAGAGUGUACAAAACAGCAUUCAUUCUUGAAAGACAAAGUCUGGAGCUGUUGCCCAAAGGAUUGGAAGCCAUUUAAUUCCCACUGCUACUUCACUUCCACUGACUCAGCAUCUUGGAGAGAGAGUGAGGAGAAGUGCUCCAGCAUGGGUGCUCAUCUGAUGGUGGUCCACAGCCAGGAAGAGCAGGCUUUCAUUACCAAGAUCCUGGAUCCUAAAGCUGCUUAUUAUAUUGGGCUUUCGGAUCCAGGUCACCGACAGUGGCGAUGGGUUGAUCAGACACCAUACAAUGAAAGUGCCACGUUCUGGCACCCAGGUGAGCCCAGCAGCGACAACGAACAAUGUGUUAUAGUAAGUCAUCCAUAUUCUAGUUGGCGCUGGAAUGACGUCCUUUGCAGUGGUAAACAGAAGUCAGUUUGUCAGAUGAACAAAAUAUACCUAUGAA